AUGCAGUUUGUUUUGUAUCUCACACUGUGUAUUUUGAUGGCUAUAAUGCAGGAUCUGACUUCUUCGACACGAACCCUCGAUCAUUUAUUCGAAUAUCAUGAAAUCCAUGUAAAGGACAAUGAAGGACGAGCUGUGAUAUUGGCAUUUGUAUUAAAUGCUGUCAUCGGAGCCUUCAUGCUAUGGAUGUUGGUGGGGAGAACUAAGUUGUGCUUGGAUUUUAGUUGUACCUUCUACUGCGUACACUUACUCUUCUGCUGGGUGUACAAUGGUAGCUUUCCUACCACAUUUUCUUGGUGGGCACUAAAUAUUGCAUGCACAGCCAUAACCUGUGUCGCUGCCGAGUUUCUGUGCCUACGGACUGAGUUACAGGCCAUACCAUUAAGUAUUGGUUCAAAAGUGGACUUA
Brenthis ino (lesser marbled fritillary) is the source of this 405-nucleotide messenger RNA. NCBI's taxonomy places the organism in Eukaryota, Metazoa, Arthropoda, Insecta, Lepidoptera, Nymphalidae. The record is from the annotation of a GenBank genome assembly.